CCGUUUAGAGCUCCGAAAAUCCCUCUCCUGCCCGGAAGUUGUAUUUGGCACUUCCGAAUAGGGUCAUGGCGGAAGGGUGUGAAUAGCCUCGCCGCCCGUGCCCCAGGGAAUGCCCAUGCCUGACCUUAGUUGCGAAGUGAGUUUCUUCUGUAUGCUUGAGUCAAGAACUCUGUCAUCUUGGUAAUACCGGGUUGGAUGCUUAAAGCUGCAGCAAAAAGACCAGAACUUUCAGGGGAAAACACUGUAUCCAACAACUCCAACAUGGCAGAAGUGAAGCCAGUGUUCCGGGAAGUUCUUCCAAAACAAGGGCCAUUGUUUGUGGAAGAUAUAACCACAAUGGUGCUGUGUAAACCCAAACUUUUACCUUUAAAAUCUCUGACUCUGGAAAAACUAGAGAAAAUGCAUCAAGCAGCACAGGAUACAAUUCGCCAACAAGAAAUGGCAGAAAAGAAUCAACGGCAAAUAACCCACUGAACGGUAACUGAAGCACUUUAGGGAACAACCUGUCUUACCUACUGUUUAACAGUAACUAGAAAAUCAUAUGCUUCUGUGUGCUGAAAGUAGUAUUUGUUAAUAUUAUCAAUAAAAUUGAUAGUAUUCAUAUAAAUACAAAUAUACCUAAGAUUGAUGAAAUUUGUAUUGUGAGUGUAAACACUCUGGUUUGUAUUGAACAUAGUUACUAUGAACCAAAUUUUAUGGGGUUUUUUACUCAUGUUUUUAGAACUGUGUAUUAUUUGUUCACCAUUCCUGUUGCUAUCUCUUAUAGAUAACAUUCUUGGGCACAAGGGACUAAUAGAUCUUUACACAUUUAUUAAAAUCUGAAUUGGAAGAUAUAUUCCAGUGUUGCAUAAAGUGUUUGUUGGGCUUUUACAUUAUUGAAUUAAACAAAUCAAUUAAAAAAAUUUUUUUAACCAAUUUUAGGUGCCAUGUCACAUUUAAUACUGUCAUGUGUGACCAGAUCCUACCAGUAAUGAUAAAACUGUAUUAAAUCUCAUUUUGAAGAAACCCUCCCCUACUCUGUAAUCAGCUAAGCUUUUAAUUACAUUAAUGUUAAGGACUUGAGAAUUACAUAAUGGUGUUUAUCAUCCAGGUGUCAAUUAAAAACCUAAAAAUGUUAACUGUAUUAUAAGCCUAGGUAAUAUGAGGUAAAUAUGAACAUUAAACUUGGUUUUAAUUCUAACAGACUGUAUCUAAACUUGCAAUCGGUAUACUCCUAAUAGUACCCACAUAAAUUCUGAAUAUAAUUGUCGGUUUGCUGCAUUCAAUAUUUGGCAGUUUAGCAUACACCUUGAGGGCUUGCUGAGUUAUUAGGCUAUGUAAAAGUGGUUGAGGCCGGGCGCGGUGGCUCAAGCCUGUAAUGCCAGCACUUUGGGAGGCCGAGGCGGGUGGAUCACAAGGUCAAGAGAUCGAAACCAUCCAGGUCAACAUGGUGAAACCCCGUCUCUACUAAAUAUAUAAGAAAAAUUAGCUGGGCCUGGUGGCGUGUGCCUGUAAUCCCAGCUACUUGGGAGGCUGAGGCAGGAGAAUUGCCUGACCCCAGGAGGCGGAGGUUGCGGCGAGCCGAGAUCACGCCAUUGCACUCCAGCCUGGGUAACAAGCGAAACUCUGUCUCAACAAAAAAGUGGUUUCAAAGUAUGAUCAUUCUUUUGUUAUUAAUCGGUAGGUCAUAUUUUCUCAGACAUUGGGUAAAUGUCAAGCUUUCAGUCUUUGGAGAAUAACUUUUUUUAACACUAGCCAUUAUUUGGUAACAGAAUUUAGGAAUGGAAUGAUGGAAGGUAUUACAUAUUUCUAAAACUUAUUUAAGCUCUAGAUCAGGUAAGAGUGGAAGAAAGUGAUACUGCAUUUCUUUCCUGAGCGUAUUCUUAAUUUACUAUUGUACUUUUGAUUUAAAAGUUUGUAGGAAAAAAAAGUUUUCAAGGAACACUAAGAUUAAAUUCACUAAGUUCAAAUAUGCUUCCUUAUGAGAUUUAAAAUUUGCUGUGUGAAAUUAAAGUUUAAAAGAUCUAAAAUAAAUGUACUCCCAAUAAAGAAUCAACACUGCUUCACAUCUUUUAUUUUGGUGUACAUUCUUCUAGAACCAGGUUCAUUUUUCCAGUUUUGUAGAAAAAUAGAUGUUCCAGCCACCAUUUACUUCACUGUGUAGUCUUUUAAGACCAAUCAGUAUGUUCCCUAGAAAGAUGAAUAAGUCUCACGACUAAUUUUUUUUUAAUUCUUUAAGACAAAUAACUUUCUUUUUUUUUUUAACUUCCAAAGCACAGUAUUUCAACAGCAGCAGCCAACAUGGGGUUUUAGCAGCUUAACUUUACCCCCUAAAUAAAGCUUUGUAUAAACCAGUGAUUUUACUACAAAAAACACUGUCCUUGAAAGAAAGGAGUGGCAGUCAGACAUCAAUGCAAAACUUGGAAUGAUUAGGUCAUAAACAUGGCACUUAACAAAAGGUAGCUUAUUAGAAUAUUCCACUUAAGGAGAGGUUUCUUUUCUGUCCCUCCUUUGCCCCUCAAAAAAAAAAAAAAGAAAGAAAAAACAUUACCUUUAAAAAUUCCCCUUAAAUGUAGGUUUAUAAAAUGUCAGAAAUGCCUUGUACCCAAAACAAGUGCCAAAAAAAAAAAAACUUGUGCUAACAACUCUUACAAUUCA
Molecule: messenger RNA, 2637 nt
Organism: Callithrix jacchus (white-tufted-ear marmoset)
Lineage: Eukaryota; Metazoa; Chordata; Mammalia; Primates; Cebidae
Gene: BBIP1
Product: BBSome interacting protein 1
Biological process (GO): receptor localization to non-motile cilium; cilium assembly
Cellular component (GO): BBSome
Source: RefSeq, a predicted model, not a curated record